This is a messenger RNA of Antrostomus carolinensis (chuck-will's-widow), 1001 nucleotides long. RefSeq names its product APOBEC1 complementation factor (gene A1CF). The annotation marks the transcript as partial. The transcript has 6 exons. Gene Ontology annotation, molecular function: RNA binding. The record is from RefSeq and is a predicted model, not a curated record. NCBI's taxonomy places the organism in Eukaryota, Metazoa, Chordata, Aves, Caprimulgiformes, Caprimulgidae.
GUGCAGUAGAAAGAGUAAAGAAAAUUAGAGACUAUGCCUUUGUGCACUUUAAUAAAAGAGAAGAUGCAGUUGAAGCUAUGAAAGCCUUGAAUGGGAAGGUGCUGGAUGGGUCCCCGAUUGAAGUGACGUUAGCUAAACCUGUUGACAAAGACAGCUACGUCAGAUACACCCGGGGCACAGGCGGCAGAGGUACCAUGCUGCAAGGAGAAUACACCUACACCUUGGGACACAUGUACGACCCUGCCACUGCCUACCUGGGCGCCCCGAUUUUCUACGCACCUCAAGCCUACGCUGCCAUCCCCAGCCUCCACUUCCCCACCACCAAGGGGCUCAGCAACAGGAGCAUCCUCCGGCCCCCAUCCAUCCGAGAAAUUUACAUGAAUGUACCUGUAGGGGCUGCGGGAGUUAGAGGACUGGGAGGUCGUGGCUACCUGGCGUACACGGGCCUGGGGCGCGGAUACCAGCUCAAAGGAGAAAAGAGGGGAGAGGAUAAACUCUACGACCUCUUGCCAGGAAUGGAGCUCACGCCGAUGAACCACGUCACGCUAAAGCCCCAAGGGAUCAAACUCGCUCCUCAGAUCUUAGAAGAAAUCUGCCAGAAAAACAACUGGGGCCAGCCUGUUUACCAGCUCCACUCUGCAAUUGGCCAAGACCAAAGACAGCUCUUCCUCUACAAAAUCACCAUCCCUGCCCUCGCCAGCCAGAACCCCACCAUACAUCCCUUCACACCACCCAAGCUCAGUGCCUUUAUCGAUGAAGCCAAAACCUACGCGGCAGAAUACACCCUUCAGACGCUGGGGAUUCCCACGGAGGGAGCAGAGGUACCUCCUGCAGCACCAGCUUUUCCAGGAUACACCAUUGCUAAUGCAGCUGCGACCGUCACAGCCACUCAGCUCAAACAAGCGGUGACUAUGGGACAAGAUUUAACGACAUACGCAGCGUACGAAGCCUACCCUGCCUUCGCAGUCGCUGCACGCAGUGAUGGCUAUGGAGCAUUUUAA